Paecilomyces variotii is the source of this 2662-nucleotide messenger RNA. Its product is annotated as putative phosphoinositide phosphatase. The record is from RefSeq and is a predicted model, not a curated record. Gene Ontology annotation, cellular component: endoplasmic reticulum. Lineage: Eukaryota; Fungi; Ascomycota; Eurotiomycetes; Eurotiales; Thermoascaceae. Gene Ontology annotation, biological process: phosphatidylinositol dephosphorylation. Gene Ontology annotation, molecular function: phosphatidylinositol-4-phosphate phosphatase activity. The coding region runs from base 230 to 2341 and encodes 703 amino acids. The transcript has 3 exons.
CUUAACUCACUUAACUAACUAAUGGGCAGUGAUCUAUCGUCCAGCUCAGGGAGUCAACCCUCGGCCAGCGACGUGUCCACAUUCACAAGCAGAUCUGUUUGAUUUAUUCCCCAGGUUGUCUUGGGGCUCGGGUUCAACUGUCGUCCUACCAUGCAGAGCGAUCGUUGAACACGCAUCUACUUCGUCUGCUCUCCAGUGAUCCAGACAAUCUAAGGGACCGCAGCUCACUAUGGCGCGUCCCAUCCUCCCAUUCCGUGAUAUUAACCUUCACGCCUCGGCUUCUCAUUAUGCUUUCACCUCUCCUUCGUCUCCCGACUCUCCUACGCUUGUUGUUGAGCGCCCGACUGGCGACAUCCGUCUGAACGAUGGGACCCUGCUGGGCGCCAAGCGCGUCUCCAGCAUCGCUGGUAUCUUGGGAAUCAUAAAACUAAAGCUGGAUAAAUACAUCAUUGUCAUAACAAAGGCGCAGCCCAUGGGAAGGCUGCGGGGCCACAUGGUAUACAGGGUCGUGGCCACAGAAUUCCUACCCCUCCGAGAAAGACCACUGCAUGACAUCGAUGAAGAUACCUACCUCACUCUCCUGAAGGACCUACUCCGCAGUGGACCUCUGUUCUUCUCCUAUUCUCUCGAUAUCACCAACAGCUUCCAGCGACAGGCGCAGAGUGAUCUCAGUCUCCCCCUCUGGAAACGAGCAGACGACCGAUUCUUUUGGAACCGUUUUGUCCAGUCCGACUUGAUUGAUUUCCGUCAGGGUGCCAAUGACAAUGCGGGCAUACGGUAUGGCCAACAGCCUGGGGUCGACCCGUUCAUCUUACCAGUCAUGUACGGUAUGAUGCGUAUUACCUCAACCAGUGUCAAGUCGAGCCCCUUUACCUUUGCUCUCAUAACGAGACGAUCAAGACAUCGUGGGGGUACUCGAUACUUCUCGCGCGGUAUAGAUGAACAGGGCCAUGUCUCGAACUACAACGAGACGGAACAAGUGGUGAUAUUGAAUGAUGCGGCUGGAGGUCUGUCCGGGUUCGCUGGAGGACAGUCCAUGAAAGGAGACGGCGCGGGCCAGGACUUGCAGGUGCUAUCCUAUGUACAGACAAGAGGAAGCGUGCCGGUCUAUUGGGCCGAGGUUAACAAUCUGAAGUACACCCCCAAGCUCCAGGUCAGAGGGGUAGAGACUGCUGUGGAUGCUGCCAGGAAGCACUUUUCCGAACAAAUCAGGAUCUACGGGGAGAACUAUCUCGUGAACCUGGUGAAUCAAAAAGGAAGAGAAGAGCGAGUGAAGCGGGCUUACGAGCAGAUGGUCCGUGUCUUGGUUUCUUCACCCCAGGAGCAUACUGAGACCGACAACAUAUCUGACGAAAAGGUACAUGUUGUCGAGCCAGCGGAGAAGAGGCAAGAGAUGGACCGUCUGCACUACGUCUACUUUGAUUUCCACAAUGAAACAAAAGGUCUCCAAUGGCAUCGGGCUCAGCUUCUACUGGACCGUCUGAUCGAUGGACUGAACCGUGGCGGCUAUUUCCGCGGUGUCGAAACGCCCGGUGAUCAACUCGGGCAGUUGGAUAUCCGUUCUCUUCAAACAAGCGUUGUGCGAACAAACUGCAUGGAUUGUCUAGACCGCACAAAUGUCGUUCAGAGCAUGCUGGGCCGCUGGGCUGUGACCCGGCAGUUGAUCGACGUGGGAAUUCUUCGACCCGGAGAGUCAGCCAGCGAUGAUAAGGAAUUUGAGGAUAUGUUCCGCAACAUCUGGGCUGACAAUGCCGACGUCGUCUCCAAGUCUUAUUCGGGCACUGGUGCGUUGAAGACUGACUUCACCCGAACGGGUCAGCGUACGCGCGCAGGUAUGCUUCAGGACUUGAGCAACUCGAUCACGCGAUAUGUGCGCAACAACUUUAUGGACGGUCCCAGACAAGAUGCAUUCGAUGUGUUCUUGGGCACCUAUCUCCCGCCGGACUCGACGUUCGCUGGCAUGUUACUCUUCGUCGACCGUAGACCUGUUAUCAUCCAAGCCAUCCCCUACGUUUUGGCUGCGAGUAUCUUUAUGGUCACGCUGGCUACUUUCACAAGACAAUUGCCGGAUUCAGCUUCCUGGCCGCUGAGGCUUUUUAUCAUUUUCUGGAUCAUCAUUGGCGCAUGGUGCCUGCGCUUCGUUCUCGCGCACGGAAUGCUAUAUGUCAACUGGCCAAAGUUGAAUACUCCCGCAGCUGCCUCUGAAGGCUACCAGGAUGCUCUGAUCCAAGCGCGGUCGGACCCAGUCAUCGGCAAGUUGCUAUCAGGACGGAGGCACCAACGCGGAUACAGUAAUGUUCGCCUUGGCUACAUGGAGGAAGGGAAGAAGAGAAUCGAGUGAAGACUUACUUUUCGUACUCUUAUUUCACCAUUUCCCCCACGGACAGCGUUAUUCUGCCUUUUAGGCUUUUCUUUUCUCUUCUUUUGCUCGAUUCCACUUGCUCCCCGUGUUUCGGGAUGUUUGGAGCGAUUGCACUGUAUGACUAUUCCUCAACUGUUUGUUUAAUGGUACCGCAUCCGUACUUAGACAGGAUACAUUUCUUAGCUGUUCGAAACUAGUUUCCCGACAUUUAUUUCAUACAACCACAUCUCGUGUGCUUUUGGCUGGGACGUGAUCUACAUACUGGACACUCCGCUUAACCCCGUCGGCCUUUGCGAACGU